GCGUGGCCGACAAGAAAGAUAAGUCGUGUUUCCAAACGAGGACCUCAAUUCUUUUUGCGUGUUGGCGUUUUGUCUCUUGUCUAUAACUACAACCCUUUACCUUCAUUUUGUCCUUUAUUUUGCAACUAUUUUAUUUCAUCAGGCAUUCACAAAAGUACACGAACCACGCCGACAACAGAACCAUGCGUCCCGCAUCCGUCAGCCUCGUCGGCCUCGCCUUGGCCACCGUCUCUGCUGCGCAGAAGGCAACCGUCACUCUCUUUGUCCCGAGCACCGACGAACAACCUCUUGUUGCCUCCAUCAUUGGCUCCGACGCAACAGCGACCACAUACGCCGUUUCAUGCGACCCUGGGGCUGAGGCCCAAGACUGCGGUGUCGAAGGAACCAUCACGCUUACCGAAGGGCCCACGACAGUGAAAUAUACCAUUGCCCCUGUGAUAGACCCCAACGGCCAAACUGCGUUUGCGGGACAUUUCGAUUGUUCCCUAGCAGGCACCACCUCCGCAGUUUGCGUCGAGUCCCACGGCGGCAGCGAGGCCAGCUUCCCGGGAGUUAGCACCGAGACAUACAUUGGCACCGACCAGCCCUACAUUCACAUCACAAUCAUGGCGGGCGCAGUAGGCGCAAACCGCAUCGCGCCGUCAACCACGGGGUCUGGUGCAGAAUCGACACAAACAUCAGGUGCAGGCGCAGGCGCGGGUAUGUCGGCUACGGAUACCAAGGGUUCGGGAGUCGCGGCAACGACCACGGACUCGGGACCCGGGGGCGCGAGUACAGGGGCUGCUGCGGCGGUUUCACAGGGAGCGGGAUGGGUUUUGGGUGGGGCUGCUAUGGCCAUGGCGAUGCUGUAGGGCGUUUGUUUACGGAUAUGGGAUAUUUACAAAGGAGUUGUUGAUGCCAGGGUUUGGGUACUUUAGGAGCUAUUGGGAACGGGAAGGAGAGGGUUACACUACAGGAAGGAGCCCACAUAAUUUGAUUCAUAGACAUGAAGCGAUCGAGGCCAUGGUUUCUAUCUGCCCCAUGAACCUGUGAAAUAUA
Molecule: messenger RNA, 1038 nt
Organism: Pseudogymnoascus destructans
Lineage: Eukaryota; Fungi; Ascomycota; Leotiomycetes; Thelebolales; Thelebolaceae
Exons: 3
Coding region: 183-851 (222 amino acids)
Source: RefSeq, a predicted model, not a curated record